Messenger RNA from Pieris macdunnoughi, 276 nucleotides. NCBI's taxonomy places the organism in Eukaryota, Metazoa, Arthropoda, Insecta, Lepidoptera, Pieridae. The record is from the annotation of a GenBank genome assembly.
AUGCAGCGCUGGGGUGGGGUGGAAAUCCGAAUUACCGGGGCGUAUGUAAUGAUUUUCCCGGACGGAAUUAUGCCUCGGUAUCGGAGACGAAUUCGAGACUGGAAAUUGGAUGUUCUUUUUAAGUCGGAAACGAGGGUUACCAAUGGAUCGAUAGAAAUGUUUCUGGUCGAAAUAACUAAUGCUAUUGUGAAGAGCUUCGAGUUUUUAAUUGAAGAUUUUAUGUACUCUGGGGAUUAUUCUAUUGGUUUCAUCUUAUAUUUAGCUAUCGCUAUGUGA